Molecule: messenger RNA, 3461 nt
Organism: Xenopus tropicalis (tropical clawed frog)
Lineage: Eukaryota; Metazoa; Chordata; Amphibia; Anura; Pipidae
Gene: tle2
Product: transducin like enhancer of split 2
Exons: 21
Coding region: 227-2533 (768 amino acids)
Biological process (GO): negative regulation of DNA-templated transcription; regulation of DNA-templated transcription
Cellular component (GO): nucleus
Source: RefSeq, a predicted model, not a curated record
AGCAGUCGAUCCCCACGUGGGGGAAUGCAGUUUGCGAUUGGCCGGGCGGAGCUGGAGCUGCUUGCAGGAGUCCGAACCCACGUGGAGGUGGCGGCCGCUGAUUGAGCCGGAGGGAGGGGCUGCACCGAGCACCGGGAGACUGGGCCCGACUGGAGAUCGGCUCCUCCUACCCUCGGGGUCCGGACCGAUUGCACAAACCGAGACAGUCCCACUACCUCCUUCAAAGAUGUUCCCUCAAAACAGACCUCCGACUCACCUACAAGCCUCAGUGGCAGCAGGAGCAGCAUCUGGCCCCCCUCAGAGCCUCAAACUUACCUACCCUGAGACUUUGGACCGUAUCAAGGAGGAAUUUCAGUUUCUGCAGAGUCAGUACCACAGUUUAAAGCUGGAGUGUGAAAAGCUGGCAACAGAAAAAACAGAGAUCCAGCGUCAUUAUGUCAUGUACUAUGAAAUGUCUUAUGGGCUGAAUAUAGAAAUGCACAAACAAACAGAAAUUGCCAAGCGGCUGAAUGUAAUUUGUGCCCAGCUGGUACCUUUCCUUUCUCAGGAGCACCAACAACAGGUUGUCCAGGCUGUAGAACGAGCUAAGCAGGUGACUAUGGCAGAGCUGAAUGCAGCCAUCGGGGUACGUUUCAUUCCCCCUCAACUGACUGUGCACCAGCUGCAGGCCCAGCACCUCUCUCACCAUGCACCUCCAAUCCCUUUAACCCCACAUCCAUCCAGCCUGCAGCCCCCGGGACUUGCUGCCGCAACCAGUGCCUCAAGCCUAUUGGCACUGUCUGGUGUUCUUGGCCUUCAGACACAACUGGCUGUGAAAGAGGGCCUUGCGGAUGCAGAACACAGAGAGAGAGACCCAGGGCCUAGCUGUGUAACUCUUCCUAAUGGAGAGCGGGUGCGCACUCUGUCAGAUUACCUAAACAGCAACAAGAAGCGGAAAACAGAAGAAAAGGAUUUUGGCACAGACUAUGGUAGUGAUGCUGACCGCAGCGAAGAUAAUUUGGUGGUUGAUGAGGAUCCUGCUUCUCCUCAUAGUGUCCAUUCUUACUCCUCUCGGGAAAAUGGUGUGGACAAACCUAGUCUACAGAGAAAAGACCCUCCACCUGCAAGCCCAAACUCCAUGACCUCUUCCAGUAGUGUGUCUCCCUCCAGAAGCAAAGACAUUCCCUCUCAGCAAGUGGAGAAGGCAGGGACCCCUGGCUUAAAGUCUAGCACUCCUAAUUCACAGAGCGAUAUGAAUACACCGGGCCCAAGUGGAACCAGUGCUUCACAGUUUAGGUCUAUCUCCUCCAAACCAGCCAUUGACUCAUUAGCUCUUGGACUGCGGACUCCAUUAGGGGGGCAGGGAGGUUAUCCUGCUGCAUUUAGCAUUGCUCACCCGUCUGUGAAUGCAGAUGGUGCUGGUGCCUAUGCUGGGUUGCACCUCAUGUCUCCACAAAUUAAUGGUGCCACUGCAGCUGGAACCUAUGGACGAUCUCCUUUAGUCAGCUAUGACCCCCAUGCUCACAUGAGAGGAUUGGGUGCUGCAAUUCCAGGGUCUGCAUCAGGAAAACCGGCAUACUCUUUUCAUGUCAGUGCAGAUGGACAAAUGCAGCCAGUUCCCUUUCCCCCAGAUGCUCUUAUCGGCUCAGGAAUUCCACGGCACGCACGUCAGCUCCACGUACUGAACCAUGGGGAGGUAGUCUGUGCGGUGACAAUAAGCAACUCAACACGCCAUGUCUAUACUGGAGGCAAAGGCUGUGUUAAAGUGUGGGAUGUUGGCCAACCGGGUACAAAGACUCCUGUGGCACAGCUUGAUUGCCUGAACCGUGACAAUUACAUUCGCUCCUGUAAACUUCUGCCUGAUGGACGCAGCCUCAUUGUUGGCGGGGAAGCCAGCACCUUGUCCAUCUGGGACUUGGCAUCUCCUACCCCUAGAAUAAAGGCAGAGCUUACAUCCUCAGCCCCAGCCUGCUACGCUCUUGCUAUUAGCCCUGAUGCCAAAGUUUGCUUCUCUUGCUGCUCUGAUGGAAACAUUGUAGUGUGGGACCUUCAAAACCAGACCCUUGUCAGGCAGUUUCAGGGCCAUACGGAUGGCGCCAGCUGCAUAGAUAUCUCUCACGAUGGUACAAAAUUAUGGACUGGGGGAUUGGAUAACACAGUGCGAUGCUGGGACCUGAGGGAGGGCAGACAGCUCCAACAACAUGACUUCAAUUCACAGAUCUUUUCUCUGGGGUAUUGCCCCACUGGGGAAUGGCUGGCUGUGGGCAUGGAGAGCAGCAAUGUUGAGGUUCUGCACGUUUCCAAACCUGAUAAGUACCAACUGCAUCUUCACGAGAGCUGUGUCCUGUCCCUGCAAUUUGCUUCUUGUGGGAAAUGGUUUGUGAGUACUGGGAAGGACAAUUUGCUAAAUGCUUGGAGGACGCCAUAUGGGGCCAGCAUAUUCCAGUCAAAAGAAUCCUCUUCUGUUCUGAGCUGUGACGUUUCCACUGAUGACCAAUUCAUUGUCACAGGUUCUGGAGACAAAAAGGCGACAGUAUAUGAGGUUAUCUACUGAAGUCUCCUCCCUUUCUACUCUUGGGGUUUCCCUUCCAUUGCACGGACCCUCUAGGGAUGCCCCAAAGGUCCCUUGGGUUAGUUCUGUUUUUAGGUGUAUAUUUUAUCUGUACUGGGCAGCGUGUAUUUAAUAAUAAAAUCAGAGAAAAGUACUGGCCUCCUGUGUCUGACACCUGAAGUCGAAAGGGCUGAGAAUGUAUGAAAUGCAUGGAGAUGACAAUGGAAGAAAUGACAGUCUUCCCAGCAAAAAAAAAAAGUAGCAAUAUUUUUCUUAGCUACACUGAUGAAUGCCAUAAAAUUCCUAUUAUAAUAAAUGAGCAUAGUAUAUUUUGUAGUAAGUUAAAUAUAUUUGACUGAAACAUUACAACUGCAGCUCAUGCCAGCUAUAAUCUACUGAAGAAGAUGAACAAAAAUGAAAUAUUUUACAGAAUUGCAAAGAAAAAAAAAACUUGCAGGCCCAACUUGCCUUUUCCCACCUACCCUUGCGUUGUGUUGCUAAGUCUAAUGAGAAUUUCUCCUCAAACCUCAGACACCAAGCAGUUACUAAAUGUUUUACUAUUUUUUUUUUUUUUUUUGUACUCUGUGGUCAGGAUAUGAACCCCAGGGUACCAAGCUUAGAACAAAGGGCAGGAGCUUUAUCUUCAGAUUGUCAAAAUAUAAACUUUGUUAUUAAGGUGUGUGACUUUUUUUUAGUAAAUAUGUAUUCUUUUUCUAAUGUUUGGACCCUGAAUUACUCCGGGGCCCCUUAUGCUUAGCUUGGAGCUUAGCAGGAAGUGGCUAGGCUUUCUGUAUGCACUUCAGCAUAUGAAGGGAUGGUGACUCUAAAGCCAAAAUAAACGUUGCUGCACUGUGUAUCACUAUUUUUUCCUGUAGCUAAGAAGCUGAACACGCGUACCCCGACUGAAUCAGUGAAAUAGGCCCUCUGGCUG